Messenger RNA from Dovyalis caffra, 1299 nucleotides. The record is from the annotation of a GenBank genome assembly. NCBI's taxonomy places the organism in Eukaryota, Viridiplantae, Streptophyta, Magnoliopsida, Malpighiales, Salicaceae.
AUGUUUUCCUCAGAUAACUACUCAAACAAACCUUACAUGAAAGAUGCAUUUUCCCAUGAAACAUCUUCAUCAAGGAGCUUUCUUCAGGAUUUUAACCAUCUUGAUCAGUUUCACGCUGAUCGAUCAUCUUCUUCAAAUUCGUUGUUUGGUCUCCAAACUGGCUCCAAUUUUGAUUCUUUGGAUGCUUUCCCUUAUAGAUUAUCACCAACUACAGAUUUAUACGAGUAUGAAUGCAAGCCAUUCACAAAUAACAACAAUAUCGGACGAUAUGGGCAAGACCAUUUCCAAAGUGGUGGGUGCCUGAACCUUCCUCAAACAAAUCCCAUUGACACAACUAUAGAUUCUAAUCGAGGUCACAUGUCCUUGAAUUUACAAGAAAUCAAACCUAUGAAUUUUGUUGUGCCAGAUGGAGCCACCUCUUGCGUGACGAAGCAUGAUUACUAUUCAAAAGCUGGUUUGUAUAAGAAUGAUGCCAUACUACUUUUGACAAGAAGGGCAGGGAAGACUCCUAAAAAGGAACCUAUUAACGUAGUCAAAGGGCAGUGGACAGCUGAGGAAGAUAGUCUGUUGAUUCGACUGGUUGAUGAGUUUGGAAUAAGAAAAUGGUCGCAUAUUGCUCAGAUGUUGCCAGGAAGAAUUGGAAAGCAAUGCAGAGAAAGAUGGCAUAAUCAUUUAAGGCCAGAUAUAAAGAAAGAUAUAUGGAGUGAAGAGGAGGAUAGGGUGCUAAUAGAGGCCCACAAAGAAAUAGGGAACAAAUGGGCAGAAAUUGCCAAGAGGUUGCCAGGGAGAACUGAAAACUCUAUCAAGAACCACUGGAAUGCAACUAAAAGAAGGCAAAACUGCAGCUCCAAGAGAAAAAGCCGAUCCAAGUAUCCAAAGGGCUCCCUUCUGCAAGAGUACAUCAAGAGCUUGAACUUGGACUCAAUUCCUAAAGUGAAACGACGUCAGAGGAGAAGGAGAAGUGCAAAAUAUUCUGAUGUCAGGGCAGCAGGUAGUAGUAGUACUACAAUGAAAGAGCCAAGUGAUCAGCAGCAGCCUCAGCAGGAGUUGGGCCUUUGUGGAAAUAAUGAUGGAUUAGUCUUAGACUAUGAUUUUGAUUUUGAUGAGACUAUAUUUCAAGAUGGCUGCAGCAUCGAUUCUCUUCUUGAUGAGAUAGGUUGCGAUCCUGUUGUUAACGAAAAAGUGUUUGAUAUGGAUGUGCCAAAAGAGGAUGAGAAUCCAUUUCAAGAUUUUGACAUGAUGAAUGAGGUGGAUUUAAUUAUGGAGAUGAACCCUGAAAACUUUGAGCAUGCAUAUUAG